AUGUGGUUAAAACUUGAGGAAACCAAAGAAGUUCAGAGCCUCAGAAAGCGUCCCAAUGGGGUGAGCGCUGUAGCUCUGCUUGUGGGAGAGAAGUUGCAAGAAGAAGCAACCCUUGUGGAUGACCCAUUUAAGAUAAAAUCUGGGGGAAUGGUGGACAUGAAGAAGCUGAAAGAACGAGGCAAGGACAGGAUUAAUGAAGAGGAAGAUCUAAACUUGGGAACUUCCUUCUCAGCUGAAACCAACAGGCGGGAUGAAGAUGCUGACAUGAUGAAGUACAUUGAGACUGAGCUGAAGAAGAGAAAGGGAAUUGUGGAGAAUGAGGAGCAGAAGGUGAAGCUUAAGAAUGCUGAGGACUCUCUGUACGAGCUGCCAGAGAACAUCCGUGUCUCCUCAGCCAAGAAGACUGAGGAGAUGCUGUCCAACCAGAUUCUGUUGGUUAUGGCCUGAAUUGCCCGGAGGAGCAAUGCAAAAAUAAAAAACAUCAUCUCAACUGAAGAGGCCAAGGCCAAGCUGCUGGCAGAGCAGCAGAACAAAAAGAAAGACAGCGAAACCUCCUUUGUUCCCACGAACAUGGCUGUUAACUAUGUCCAGCACAACAGAUUUUAUCAUGAGGAGCUAAAUGCACCAGUGCGAAGGAACAAAGAAGAACCAAAGCCUCGCCCAUUGAGAGUGGGGGAUACGGAGAGGCCAGAACCCGAACGGUCUCCUCCAAAUCGCAAACGUCCGCUCAAUGAAAAAGCAACGGAUGAUUAUCAUUAUGAGAAAUUCAAGAAGAUGAAUAGGCGAUACUGA
Charadrius vociferus (killdeer) is the source of this 792-nucleotide messenger RNA. RefSeq names its product chromosome unknown open reading frame, human C9orf78 (gene CUNH9orf78). The record is from RefSeq and is a predicted model, not a curated record. Gene Ontology annotation, biological process: mRNA splicing, via spliceosome. Gene Ontology annotation, cellular component: spliceosomal complex. The transcript has 9 exons. NCBI's taxonomy places the organism in Eukaryota, Metazoa, Chordata, Aves, Charadriiformes, Charadriidae.